GGAACAAUACAUCAGAGAGGCACAGGAGAGUUCAGUGAAAAUCAGACCUUUGCUCCUUGCUAAGCAAAAUGGAGUUUCUUUUUACACUGCUUGUGUUGGUACUGGCAGUGUUCGUUGCUUCUUUUGUAUUGCUGGUUUUGGGGAUAAUUCAGUUUGAAAUCACCAACACAGAAAUCCCCCCUGGAAUGGAUCAGCCUAUAAAACUCCGAAUCAUUCAUGGUCUUUUUGUGGGUUCAGCUGUCCUGGGGAAGAUUUUGGAGAGGAUGGGUCUCUGCAGGCAAAUCAGUUUUAUCCGGCGCAUAAGAAGUGAAAAGAAACCAGGGAUGGACCCAAAACUCUUCAUUAAAGACCUAGAUUUUGAGACGGUGCCUGUGAGGGUUUACCAGCCUAGAGCAUCAUCGUCUGGCCAAAGAAGAGGCAUUGUUUUCUUUCAUGGUGGUGGCUGGGUAUUUGGGGACCUUGAUUCCUAUGAAAAAGUGUGCCGUUACAUUGCCAGAGAAAGUGAAUCAGUGGUUGCUUCAGUUGAGUAUCGUUUAGCACCUGAGCACAAGUAUCCUGCACAGUUUGAUGACUGUCUCACAGCUGCUGUACACUUUAUGAGGAAUUCAGAAGACUAUGGAGUGGAUCCCACACAUAUUAUCAUAGCUGGGGACAGUGCUGGAGGUCAACUUGCUGCUCUUGUCAGCCAAGCACUCAUGAGUAGGCCAGGCCUUCCUAAACUUCGUGCUCAGGUCUUGAUCUAUCCAUUUGUCCAGGGAUUGGACUUCAAUUUGCCAUCAUACCUACAAAACUGUAAGGUGCCACUUUUGUUCCGAGAACGUGUUCCUUUCUUUGCUUUGCUGUGCCUGAAUGGGGACGUAUCGGUUUUGGAGGAUGUCUUGGAGGGCACCCAUAUUCCCAUGGACAUAAAACUGAAGUACAGGAAAUGGCUGAGUCUUGACAACAUCCCUGAAGAAUUCAAGGUCAGAGGCUAUAAGCCACAGUUGUUCACUGAAUGCAAAAAGGAAGUUUAUGAGCAAGUUAAGGGAAUAUGUGAGCCAACUUUUUCCCCACUUUUAGCGGAAGAUGCCAUUUUCUGCCAGCUCCCUGAAUCUUUCAUCCUGACCUGCGAGUAUGAUGUGCUUAGGGAUGAUGGGCUGUUAUAUAAGAAGCGACUGGAGGAUUGUGGUGUUCAAGUGACCUGGUACCAUGUUGAGGAUGGAUUCCAUGGGAUCAUUUCCAUGUUUGAUAAGGGCAUACUUUCAUUUCCAGCUGGAAAAAAGGCACUGGACAAGAUUAUAAAUUUUAUAAGAGGAUUAUGACAACAUUGUAAACAUUCUAAAAGGCUUCUAAAUCUUGUCAUUUUCUUUGUUCCCACAGUGUUUGUUCUUCCAUUUAGCGAUAUUUUAUCACUCGGCCUCUUGUGGGCUCAAUUCAAGUUUAGUUGAAUUCCACUUCUACUGGGAAACUAAAAUCUUCCCUUGCAGUGAAUCAUGCUAAAUGAUUUACUUUGGCGUUCUUCUAUUGUAUUUUCUCUAUGAGAGUCCAUAUAAAACAAAUUUACAGAAUCUAUAAGAAAAUUAAAAAUUUUAGUGAUCAUACUGUACAACUUAAUUGCAAGAGAAGUAUAUCCCUCCAGCU
Gavialis gangeticus (Gharial) is the source of this 1620-nucleotide messenger RNA. RefSeq names its product arylacetamide deacetylase-like 4. Gene Ontology annotation, cellular component: membrane. Lineage: Eukaryota; Metazoa; Chordata; Crocodylia; Gavialidae. Gene Ontology annotation, molecular function: carboxylic ester hydrolase activity. Bases 69 to 1301 code for a protein of 410 amino acids. The transcript is spliced from 4 exons. The record is from RefSeq and is a predicted model, not a curated record.